CACAUUUAACACGCGCUGUGUAUACAGUGUCAAUCAUCAUGAGAUCGUCUUCUUAUCUCGUCGUGCCCGCAUCGAGCCUCCUGGUGCUCCUCUUCGGCGUCUUCCUCGGGCGCGCGGUCCUCGCCUCGCCCGUCAAACAUCCUAAUUGCAUCGGUGCCGCCGAGUGCCCGAGGAUCGUCAGUCGGGAAGAAUGGAAGGCCAGGAAACGUCUAGGCUUCGAGCUACUGCCAGUGACACCGACGCCGUACGUGGUGAUCCAUCAUGGCGGCAUACGUAGAUACUGCAAGGAUCAGGAGUCGUGCUCCGCGAUCGUUCGGUCUUACCAAAAUUUCCACAUGGAUGACCGGGGCUGGUAUGACAUUGGCUACAAUUUCCUCGUCGGCGAGGACGGGAACGUCUACACGGGUCGCGGCUGGGACUACGUCGGCGCCCACGCCAUUGGAUACAACACGCAAAGCAUCGGCAUAUGCGUUCUAGGAGACUUCACCGAUUUUCUCCCGAACGCGGCCGCUCUGAAGGCGUUGAACGAGCUGAUAGCCUGCGGGGUUUCACUCGGCAAGAUAAGCGACAAGUACAAUGUGAUUGGCCAUCGGCAGACGCGAGCAACGGAGUGUCCUGGUGAAUCCUUCUACAAGUACGUAAAAGCUCUUCCCCGUUGGACGGCGAAUCCGAUACCGCUUCGCACGAACACCACCACCACCACCACGACGGAGCCAACGGAGCUGAGAGACAACGACGUGGCGGGGAACGACAAACCUGCCGCUUUAUGAUGACUCUUCCGGGUCAUUCUAGCGAGAUUAACCAAAUUUGCUCUAAACGCUGCCACCCGGUAUAUAAGAUGAAGAUUUGAGACCAAGAGCCCGCCAGGUAUCACGAAAUUAUCUCGCUCUUGUUGCAAGACGCUCACGUGAGCCACGUGAUCAUAGUAACUAGUAACUUAAUUUUUCCAUUUCAUUUCCCUCUUUUUUAACGAGUUGCGGACUUACAACGGAAGACAGUCGGGCUUCGCCUAUAUAAUAAUAAAGUUACGAAGUCUGUUGUUAUUAGCCGAGCUGGUUCGUACUUUUCCCCGUGAAAUAAGUAUGUGACCGAAAGUUGGAAAGGAAAGGAACGAAGCGCGGCAUUGGUUCAGCUGAGAAAACAAACUCAUCAUUUUAGCGUCUCUCGAUAUGCCAGACGUUGAAUAACGGUUGCUAUUUCUUGCCACACGGGCGUUAUGAAAGGUCCUGCGACGAAACACAUUCGUCGUCCUUCGGUUGGUUCAUUUUACGAAGAACGGUUUCUCGCGGUCUCGCGGAGGUAGUUCCCCGAUGUUCCAGAUUUCCCAGCACGAGCGCGCUCGACAUCGGUGCUACAUUAUAAUAACGGCUGAAAUCUAUGUCGCGAAUGGAUUAAUUAAACAACAAUGUGUGUCAUUGAUACGAUACGGUAUACCUUGAGCAGGGUCGACGAAUGCGCACUUUAUCACACACCGCCGCUGUAGUUCGACGAGCGAGAUCGAUGUCGCGUGCUCGGGCUGUUCCGUGUGAACUUUCACGUGUGCUUACGGAAUCGUGUGUAGCCCGCAAAGGGGCCGCGGCCUUCGUGUUUAAUUAGUUAAUGAUCAUUGAAAGAUCACCGCGCGACGUGAUUCUCUUCUCCGACGAAACGAAUUUCUCCGCGCACGUGCCUCACAAUUAUAUAAAUGGCGUGUAAAUUACCGUCGAAUAUUUUUACAAAGAUGUCUGAACACGAUUCCGAGAGACCUUCGUGCGCAAGUCGUGAAAAUGUGAGCGGUGAAGCCGCUGUUUGGGACUUUCGGGAAUUCCUCGGGUCAAUGGCAGCAAUUUCGGAAAACGAUAGAAAACAAUUAUAGACGUGAAUCCUGCGCGAACGACCGACACGCACCGACGAGCCACCGCUGGCGGUCUCCACUUCGAUCUUCGCCAUCAACGCGAAAUGCUACCGAGCUAUAUUAUAUAGCUAUAGUUAGUAGUAAAAAAAUAGCAGAGAAAAAAAGAAAUUAAAUAUUAAGUUGUCGAUUAAUCAUAAUGAUCGAUUGCCUCUCCCGAGAACGCCUGUUAUUAAGUAUGAUUCUGCGGGAGCCGAAUCGAUAAGAUGGUUUGUAUCGCGUAAUGUAAUGUGACAUAUUUGCUCCCGGGUAUGCAUUUAUAAUGUUUUCUUGUCUUCAAAUGCUGUACGGAAAAAUGAAUGUAGAAACCAAUCUCUUGCGAGAUUAUCUAGCGCAUUUCGCCGGGCGAGCAAAUCGAACGAUCGACUUCGAUCGCGCGAUCAUUAAAACGACGCGUAUUUAUUGAUUAAUUAUUGCGAUAAUAAUGGUUGCCAGAUCAGGCCGCGCGAUCGACUCAUCAAUGUUCCUGAAUGAGCCUGUUCCUCUUAAGUAGUACAAACGAUUAGUGACAUAAUGACGUCACUGUUAUUUGUAUUUAUCAUUUUUGUCCAUUAAAAUAGGAUUAUUAGUAGAGAUAGUAUUCCAUCUAUGCGUGUGUAAUAUUUGUGCACA
This is a messenger RNA of Dinoponera quadriceps, 2503 nucleotides long. RefSeq names its product peptidoglycan-recognition protein SC2-like. The record is from RefSeq and is a predicted model, not a curated record. Lineage: Eukaryota; Metazoa; Arthropoda; Insecta; Hymenoptera; Formicidae. Gene Ontology annotation, molecular function: zinc ion binding; N-acetylmuramoyl-L-alanine amidase activity. Bases 39 to 770 code for a protein of 243 amino acids. The transcript is spliced from 3 exons. Gene Ontology annotation, biological process: peptidoglycan catabolic process.